UAUAUCUAUAUAUAUUACCAGAUGCUGUGUGAACUGUGAAUACAGAGAGAGACGGAGUGUAGAGAGAGAAACAGAGAGAUAUGGGGAUUGAAAAGGCGACGGCAUUGUUGGAAGAUCUGAUAGAGAAGGCAGGUGGCUGCGCCGUCGUGGACGGGGGUUUCGCCACCCAACUCGAGAGACACGGUGCCGCCAUUAACGACCCUCUUUGGAGCGCUCUUUGCUUGAUCAAAGACCCUCAUCUCAUCAACCGGGUUCACUUGGAAUAUUUGGAGGCUGGUGCUCAUAUAUUGGUAACUUCAUCUUAUCAGGCUACUCUUCCGGGAUUCCAGUCCAAGGGACUGUCCAUCGAGGAUGGGGAGUUGUUACUGAAAAAGAGUGUAAUGUUGGCUGUGGAAGCCCGCGAUAAGUUCUGGGAUAUCAUGAAAAGAAUUCCCCAACAUAACUAUCACCGUGCUUUGGUUGCAGCCUCCGUUGGGAGCUAUGGAGCUUAUCUUGCUGAUGGUUCAGAAUACAGUGGUUGCUAUGGUCCAGAUGUGAGUUUGGAUAAGCUGAAGGAUUUUCAUCGUCGCAGAUUGCAAGUUCUUGUGGAAGCUGGUCCAGACAUGCUGGCUUUUGAGACUAUUCCGAAUAAACUAGAAACUCUGGCCUGUGUUGAGUUGCUUGAAGAAGAAAAUAUUCAAAUUCCGUCUUGGAUCUGUUUCAGCUCCGUAGAUGGCGAGAAUGCACCAUCCGGAGAGAGCUUCAAGGAGUGUCUCGGUGUAAUUAAUAAGAGUAGCAAAGUUGCUGCAGUCGGAAUCAAUUGUGCACCACCCCAUUUUGUUCAGGGUCUCAUCCAGAAAUUUGGGGAGUUAACUGAGAAGGCAGUAAUUGUCUAUCCCAACAGCGGCGAGGUAUGGGAUGGCAUAGCUAAAAGAUGGCUGCCAUUGAAGUGUUUUGGAGAUGACAAGUUUGCGUUGCUUGCUACAAGAUGGCGCGAUGCAGGUGCUAAGCUCAUUGGUGGCUGUUGUCGAACCACGCCUUCCACCAUCCGAGCCAUUUCAAAGGCUUUAAAAGAGAAGUCAUCCUGAUUCAUAGUUUCACAACAACUAUGCAUGCCUUACAUUCCCAAUCAUAAUUUAUUGUUGUUUUUAUUCAAAUGAAAUUCAUUGAAAACUAGAAGUGUGUUACUAACUUAGUCCACCUUUUUUUUUUUGGCCACAUUUUUUCAUUCCAGAAAUUUAGUGAACAGUUGAGGCAGGGCAACAAAAUUUUGUUAGCUGACCAAUUAAAUUAUUUUUGGUCGCAAUUAAUAGAUGAUUACACUGUUUACACAUUA
Messenger RNA from Cornus florida, 1315 nucleotides. Its product is annotated as homocysteine S-methyltransferase 1. Bases 81 to 1067 code for a protein of 328 amino acids. The record is from RefSeq and is a predicted model, not a curated record. The transcript has 7 exons. Gene Ontology annotation, biological process: S-methylmethionine cycle. Lineage: Eukaryota; Viridiplantae; Streptophyta; Magnoliopsida; Cornales; Cornaceae. Gene Ontology annotation, molecular function: zinc ion binding; S-adenosylmethionine-homocysteine S-methyltransferase activity.